AGGAGCAGGAGGGGGCCCUGGGUCACGAGGCCCCAGACUGCCGGAAAGGGCUCUCCUCCACUGCCAUCAGCGCGGACACUUGGGCAGGAGGUGUCCAAAGCCGGAGGCGAAACCCAGGCGAUACUGGAGGCUGCCGCCCCCCCCGCCUCAGUUUCCCCUCUGCGUGCAUCCGGAUACCUCACUCCCAGCCGCGCGCUGGGUCGGGUCCGGAGAGGCCCUGGGCCACUCCAGUGCCUGGGAGGAGGUAAGGUGAGGCCCUGAGGGGUGACGGCCCUGUCCGUCGCCGGCCAGGGGGCGGGGCCGUGAGGCCCCGGCUCGGAGCUCCCCGCCCGCCGGUUUCCUCCGGGGUCAGCCCGGCUCCUUAUCAGGCGCGGCCAGUCGGCCAGGCCCUUAUCUGUGCCGGCCCAGCAUCCUCCGGCGCGGCCGGGGGUGAGAGGGAGGAAACUGGGCCGCCGGGGGCGGGGAGAGGGCGGGCCGGCCGGGAGCAGCUCACUUUCCCUCGAGGGAUCCACGCCGCCGCCACCGCGGUCGCCGUGGCCCCAGCGGGCCCGGGAAGAGGCGCAGCCCGACGUCGCUGCCGGGAGGGGGCGGCAAGCUCCCAGCGGCCCAGAACGCCGAGGCCGGACCGGAUCGAGGCCACGGAGCCUGGCCUGAAGCCGAACCCGCAUCCUGGCCCUGCAGGACAGAGCCAGGGCUCUGAUCAGGCAGCAGGACCAGCGCCGGGGUGAGCACCCCCUCGGGGUCCAUGUGCCCGCCCCAGGCCCAGGCAGAGGUGGGCCCCACCAUGACUGAGAAGGCGGAAAUGGUGUGUGCCCCCAGCCCAGCGCCCGCUCCGCCCCCCAAGCCUGCCUCACCUGGGCCCCCAAAGGUGAAGGAGGCGGGCCGCCGAGGCUCCUCCCCCCCCAGGCUGCCCCCUGGCGUGCCAGUGAUCAGCCUGGGCCACGCCAGGCCUCCGGGCGCAGCCAUGGCCACCACGGAGCUGAGCGCCCUGAGGCCCCCCCUGCUGCAACUCUCCACCCUGGGAACUGUCCCGCCCCCCCUGGCCCUGCAUUACCACCCUCACCCCUUUCUCAACAGCCUCUACAUUGGGCCGGCAGGACCUUUCGGCAUCUUCCCCAGCAGCCGGCUGAAGCGGAGACCCAGCCACUGUGAGCUGGAGCUGGCCGAGGGGCACCAGCCCCAAAAGGUGGCCCGGCGCGUGUUCACCAACAGCCGGGAGCGCUGGCGGCAGCAGAACGUGAACGGCGCCUUCGCAGAGCUCAGGAAGCUGCUGCCAACGCACCCGCCCGACCGGAAGCUGAGCAAGAACGAGGUGCUCCGCCUGGCCAUGAAAUACAUCGGCUUCCUGGUGCGGCUGCUGCGCGACCAGGCGGCCGCCCUGGCCGCAGGCCCCGCCCCGCCCGGGCCCCGCAGACGGCCAGCGCACCGAGGCCCAAACGACGGCGCCCGCCGCGGGCCUUGUCGCAGAGCCGAGUCGGCGAUGCGCUCGCAGCCCGCGCCCCGGGCCGGCCCCGACGGCGGCCCCGACGGGGCGGCCCGGCCCAUCAAGACGGAACGAGCGGCCGUGAGCCCUGAGGUGCGGUGACCUCCGCGGCAUUGCCUCGGAGCGAAGGGGCACCGGGAACUCAGUCCAGGGCGGUGGAGAAAGGGACAGCCGAUGCUCUGCGCCUGCUCUGGAGCAAACUUCCCCGAAGAGGGACCAGUGAGGACGUUCCCGACGGGGGAAAAGGGCCCGGGGAUCUGGAAGGGGCCCUUUAGGCCUUUUUAUCCCCCACUGCCCGCUGGAAAUGGCCUUUCCCGCGUCUUCCUCCGGGGGACGAGGUUCAGGAACCAACAUGGCAGAUAGGUCAACGGACUGAAGUGGUGCCUUUUUCUCCCCCCCCUCCCCCGAGGCUGGGGUCACCGAAAGA
This is a messenger RNA of Hyaena hyaena (striped hyena), 1910 nucleotides long. It is a transcript of the gene LYL1, whose product is annotated as LYL1 basic helix-loop-helix family member. Lineage: Eukaryota; Metazoa; Chordata; Mammalia; Carnivora; Hyaenidae. Gene Ontology annotation, molecular function: RNA polymerase II cis-regulatory region sequence-specific DNA binding; DNA-binding transcription factor activity, RNA polymerase II-specific; protein dimerization activity. Gene Ontology annotation, biological process: regulation of transcription by RNA polymerase II. Bases 746 to 1585 code for a protein of 279 amino acids. The record is from RefSeq and is a predicted model, not a curated record. The transcript has 4 exons.